AUGGUGGUUAAUAGGUUCGACAUUCCUUCCGUUGUCAUCACUGUCACUCCCGCCAUCAGCAGUGUCGGUCCUGCUACUGAAGGUGAGAGGGCUGAGGAAGGAAGACUGGCUAAAAGCAGAGUGCGUGGAGGUAAGACGUGUUGCUACGCGGGUGGCAUCGGAAUGGACGGAAAACUUGAAACGGAGCGUGAGUACGACGAAUUCCACGUUUUAAGUGAGGGAACAGGCUUGAAGUCGGCGAGCAAAUGCGACGCCGCUCUUACCUCCACCCACUUCUCCGGCCUCGUCUCCAAUCUCAUCGGCCACUUCUGCGAAAUCAGUGGGUACUGA
Molecule: messenger RNA, 330 nt
Organism: Hydatigera taeniaeformis
Lineage: Eukaryota; Metazoa; Platyhelminthes; Cestoda; Cyclophyllidea; Taeniidae
Source: the annotation of a GenBank genome assembly